Molecule: messenger RNA, 1748 nt
Organism: Phycomyces blakesleeanus NRRL 1555(-)
Lineage: Eukaryota; Fungi; Mucoromycota; Mucoromycetes; Mucorales; Phycomycetaceae
Exons: 10
Coding region: 22-1638 (538 amino acids)
Biological process (GO): translational initiation
Cellular component (GO): eukaryotic translation initiation factor 3 complex; cytoplasm
Molecular function (GO): translation initiation factor activity; protein binding
Source: RefSeq, a predicted model, not a curated record
GUGAAGGCCAAAAAGUAAAGAAUGUACCAGGACACUUUUGAAGAAGACGAUUUGGUUGCCGAAGUCGAACUUGUCGCUCAGGCUCGUUACUCCCAACAAUCUGAUGUCGAAGACAACUUUGAUGAAGAUUCCACACAGCAGCAGCCUUCUGCUGUACAGAUCCCGGACGGCGUUCGCAACUUUAUCAUGCACUUUUACCGCAACGUGUUGGACAGCAACGUCUAUGAACUCCACAACAUUUACGAUUCUUCUUUCAACAAGCUUACCGACAAGUACUACACCAAGCAGGCUUGGCCCGAGGCUGAAGUCAUUGCUCCCCUUGUGAAUGAUGAUCAAGUAUUCUUGACUCUUUACCGUGAAUUGUAUUAUCGUCACAUCUAUGCUCGUCUUACACCUACUCUUGAGCACCGUGUCCACUCGUACGAAAACUACUGUGAUCUUUUUAACUACAUUCUCAACUCUGAGGGCCCUGUUAACCUUGAAUUGCCCAACCAGUGGUUGUGGGACAUCAUCGACGAGUUCAUCUACCAGUUCCAGUCCUUCAGUAACUACCGCGACCGUCUCAAGAACAAGACCGAGCAGGAGAUUACCUUGUUGCGCACUAGCCCCCAGAUCUGGAGUUGCUACAGUGUCUUGAACGUCUUGUACUCUUUCAUCCAAAAGUCGCGUAUCAACGAACAGUUGUUGGUCAGCAAGAAUGGCGGUGAUAUGAUGGAGGCUGCUGGUGAGUACGGAUCUCGUCCUCUUUACAAGAUGCUUGGAUACUUUUCAAUUGUCGGUUUGUUGCGUGUCCACUGCUUGUUGGGUGAUUACAUGCUUGCAUUGAAGAUGAUGGACAACAUUGUCUUGAACAAAAAGGCCAUGUUUGCUCGCGUUACUGCAUGCCAUGUCACUACAUACUACUAUGUUGGUUUCGCUUAUAUGAUGAUGCGUCGUUAUGCUGAUGCCAUCAAGGCAUUCUCUACCGUCUUGGCUUUCAUCCAACGCACCAAGCAAUACCAUGCUCGUUCUUACCAGUUUGAUCAAAUUGCUAAGAAGGGUGACCAGAUGUACGCCUUGUUGGCAAUCUGCAUUGCUCUCUGCCCCACUCGCCUCGAUGAGAACAUCCACUCUCAAUUGCGUGAGAAGUAUGGUGAGCAGUUGUUUAAGAUGCAAAAGGGUGAAGAGUCUCUUCCGAUUUACGAAGAUCUCUGGCAAUACGCUUGCCCCAAGUUUAUUGCUGCUACCGGUGUCAAUCUUACAAAGACUGAAAACGAUCAAUUGAAUGAUCCUCAUGCCAACCAGCUCAAGAUCUUCAUGUCUGAUAUCCGUAACCAGAUCAUGCUGCCUACCCUGCGCUCGUUCAUGAAACUCUACACCACCAUGGGUAUCGACAAGCUUGCCAAGUUCCUCGAGGUCGAUGCUGAGGAACUCAAGGUGCACCUCUUGAUCCUGAAGCAGAAGUCUCGUCAGUUCAAGUCUGUGACCGGGAACCUCCUUGAGGGUGAAUAUAUGCCGACAUCGGACUUGGAUUUCUGUCUGAAGCAGGAUGUGGUUCAUAUUGCAGAGAGCAAGGUUGGUCGUCGUUAUGCGGACUGGUUCUUGCGCAACAUCAACCGCUUUGAAGAUAUUGUUGCUGCUCUUGAACAAAAGGCUUAAAAAAAAAUCAAAAAAGCAAAAAAUCAAAAAUAAAGAAAAAUAUAAUUAUAAAUAUAAAGAAAAAAGGGUUUUGAAAAAAGUAAAAUAAAUUUUGAAACAUCAUUACGUUC